This is a messenger RNA of Charadrius vociferus (killdeer), 297 nucleotides long. RefSeq names its product glutathione S-transferase Mu 1-like. Lineage: Eukaryota; Metazoa; Chordata; Aves; Charadriiformes; Charadriidae. The record is from RefSeq and is a predicted model, not a curated record. Gene Ontology annotation, molecular function: glutathione transferase activity. The annotation marks the transcript as partial. The transcript has 4 exons. Gene Ontology annotation, biological process: glutathione metabolic process.
GUGGACAUGCUGGAGAACCAGAUCAUGGAUUUCCGCAUGAGCCUGGUGAUGGUCUGCUACAACCCCGACUUCGAGAAGCUCAAGCCGGGCUACCUGGAACAACUCCCGGGCAAGCUGAAGCUCUUCUCCAACUUCUUGGGGGACAGAAAGUGGUUUGCGGGGGAGAAGCUCACCUUCGUGGACUUCCUCAUGUUUGACGUGCUGGAGCAGAACCGCAUCUUCGAGCCCAAGUGCCUGGAGCCCUUCAAGAACCUCAAGGACUUCAUGGAACGUUUUGGGGUGAGCGGGACGUCCUGA